Messenger RNA from Lagopus muta (rock ptarmigan), 3399 nucleotides. It is a transcript of the gene REEP1, whose product is annotated as receptor accessory protein 1. Lineage: Eukaryota; Metazoa; Chordata; Aves; Galliformes; Phasianidae. The transcript has 10 exons. Gene Ontology annotation, cellular component: endoplasmic reticulum tubular network; endoplasmic reticulum membrane; cytoplasmic microtubule. Bases 172 to 1056 code for a protein of 294 amino acids. Gene Ontology annotation, molecular function: microtubule binding. Gene Ontology annotation, biological process: endoplasmic reticulum tubular network organization. The record is from RefSeq and is a predicted model, not a curated record.
CUCCGCGGCCGAGGCCGGCUGCGCGUUGGCUGCCGGCGGUGCCGCCAGUGAGGCUGCGCUGAGGCUGCGGGGCCGGAUGGCCGAGCCGCCCGCCCCGCUCACUCGGGCGGCGGCCGGCGGCGGGCGAGGAGACGAGGGCGAGCCCUCCGUGCCGGGAGAGCCAGCGGAGCCAUGGUGUCAUGGAUCAUCUCCAGGCUAGUGGUGCUUAUAUUUGGCACUCUUUACCCAGCAUAUUAUUCUUACAAAGCCGUGAAAUCGAAGGACAUCAAAGAAUAUGUCAAAUGGAUGAUGUACUGGAUAAUAUUUGCGCUCUUCACGACAGCAGAGACGUUCACGGAUAUCUUUCUUUGUUGGUUUCCAUUCUACUAUGAACUCAAAAUAGCUUUUGUAGCUUGGCUGCUGUCUCCAUACACUAAAGGCUCCAGCCUCUUGUACAGGAAAUUUGUUCACCCAACUCUAUCUUCAAAAGAAAAGGAGAUCGAUGACUGCCUCGUCCAGGCGAAAGACCGGAGCUACGAUGCCCUCGUGCACUUUGGGAAGCGGGGCCUGAACGUCGCGGCCACAGCAGCUGUCAUGGCAGCUUCCAAGGUCUCUCAACUACUUCAUUUACACUUGUAUUUGGACCAGAAAAAAGGGCAGGGACAGGGGGCCCUGUCUGAGAGACUAAGGAGCUUUAGCAUGCAGGAUCUCUCAACAAUUCGUGGUGACAGCAGCAGCACCGUUCCUCCUUCGGUCACUGUACGAACAAGUAGCAAACAGAGCCAGCCAAAAACAUCCAGAAGUGCAUCGGAAGGCACUGGCAGCUCAGUGUGCACGUGUUGCUCAGUAUGCCGACUCCUCAGAGAUGUGAACGAUAAAUAUGAAAAGCCACUUGAGGCAAACUGUGAAACGAAAGACUCUGUGUUCUCAGAUGAUGAAGAGAACGAUUUAUUGGAUAGUGCAUCCAUGAACAAAAGGCCUAAAAAGAAGGAUCAACCCCUUGAGGCACCGCCUAGGACCCUUAGACCUCGCAUCAGGAAGAAAAGUACCUCGUCCUCUGCCACUGAAACAAUGUGAGUGCAAUGAGCCAAUAGCACCAAGAUCCACAGAAUGUCUCUCUUCUGCCUUAAGGAGCUACUCGUUCAUAAUGUAGGAAGCAGCAGUGGGAUGGAUGUGCUUUGAUGUGCAGCAUUGCAGACAUGGCCUCCCUCGCUCCUGUCUCUGUUCCCCGUUCCACGCUUCUCGUGUCUGUCAGCAGCGGUUAGGGCAGUGUGACAGACACCUGCAGAUGAAGAGUUCUUGUUUUGUUUGCAGUGUUCCCCCACUCACACUCGUCCUUAAGGCUGUACAUUGACAGUUCUCAUUGUGUCUGCAUAGCUCAGCUCUGUGAAUGCACAGCAACAACAAAAGUCAUCAGUUGCUCGUGAUGAUACUCGACAGUGUAUUUAUUUAUCAUUAAGGAAGUGGAUUUGCAGAAGCCAUGGAUUUCUCUUCCCUCUCUUCCUCCUCAAGCCUGUGAGUGAUGUAACAAAUGCCUGAGUGCUUUAGCUGUUUGAAAAUGUCCAAGAGUCAUUAGGAAAAGCUGAGCUGUCAAGCUGUUUCUGUGAGUGGAUCAAAUGUAUUCUGAUUAAAUCAUUGUGCUAAAAAGACACAGAGACAGAACUUAGGAUGAGGAAGAGAUGUGCAAGAGAAAAUGAUUGGUUUCAACAAUGUAAUGAAGGGGGAGUCUUAAUUUUGAUCAUCCUGAGCCAGGAGAAUAUUGUGUGGAAAAUGAUGGCGGCUACAAAACUGGAUCGUAUCGCUUGCGGCAAGUGUUCUACUGGCAGUUCUGGAGCACGAGCAAGGCAGUCGUGUAGUAGCUGCAGCAGCACAUUAGAAUUGCUUUAGUGACUCGCUUCCAGGGGAAAAUGAACUGUUCUCCCCUAACAGUGCCAGUCCCAGCGUUCUGCUUUCCUGGUGUGGUGCUGGAGUUUUCCUUCCACGAGCAGAGCAGGACGCUGGGGCUCAGCUGCUUUUUGAAGCCUGGAGUUUUGCCUGUAGCAUGGAGUUUGGUUAGAACCACGAGAACCAGGUGGAGUGUUGUAUUUGUAUCCAUAUAUAACGAGAAAUAUAAAAGAAGAGGAAGAUGUUGUAGGGUUUGUGUAUUUGUGCUUCAAGUUGGUGUCUCUUGUAAGUGUUAAGCAUGUGAAAUUCACACAGAAGUUAAUUACGUGGCCCUUUGUGUUUGCUCUUGGACCUGUGUCAUAGAGUAGGAAAGCAUUUAGCUUUACAUACGUGGAACGUGCCCUCACUGAUGAUGCCAGGCCACAACCCAACAAGUACGAUUAACCUGAGGUGCAGCAGCUUGGGAUGCCAGUGGCCGGUUGGAGUGUAUCAGGCUCAGAGAUAAAUCUGAAGUGGCCUUUAAAACCUUUUCUCUGCCAGAUAUGCAUCAGCAGCCCAGCUGUCCCUGCCUGAUGCAUCCUCGAGGUCUCCCCAGAGCUUCCAGUGCACGUGGGGAAGAGAGAAAUAACCCUGCGCACACACUGCUGUUUAUCCCACCUGGUUAGGAAGUGGAAAAAGCAAGCAGGUAUUUCCUGAGUCUGCCACCAUGUUUGGCCCCAUUAUCUGAGAGCUGUGUUUCCUUUACACGUGCUAAUUCAGUUGUGUUUUCCAAUGGGUAAGAAGGAAGAAGCCUUCAGAAAAUACACUGAAAAAAGCAAACAUAAAUAGCAGAGAGUCAGUCCUUGUAAGAUACUCAGCAAAUGCUUGGAGGAGCUAAGCUUGUGUGUUUUAUUUUGAAGCAGCUUUAAAGUUUGUUUGAUUCAUUUUGGCAAACAUUAAAAAGAAAUAGCAAAACUGCCUGCAGAGUUAGCAGAAAUGAGAUCCUGUUGCAAGCAAGCCGUGUUUCCCUGCUAUGCAAUAGGUUGCCAUAAGAGAAAAAGCUGACAAGUUUGCACUCAAUUAUGCCAAAAAACCCCACGAAACAUAGAGCCACAUAACAGCUGAUAAAUUUUAUUCUCAGACAUGCUGUAUUAACAUUGAUUCUCACUAAAAUUAUUAAAUGUGUCUAAUCUGCUGUUUUACUUCAACUUGACUGUUUGGAUUUUCUUAAGUGCUGAGGUGAAAUUGUUGACAAGGGAGUUGCCUUAUAUCUCUCCAAACAUUCAUUGCAUAAAUGAGGAAAAUAAACCUUUUCAUAUCUCUGGCAGAAAUGUAUUAAUUUAUCAACGGAGCUGUAUAUCUGUGUAUAGAUAGACAAGAAAUGUGAAUGCUGACCCACGUCCACUUUGUGCUGUUGUGUUCUGUGUACGGAAGAGAACGGUCAUUUGCUUUUGAUUCCUCGUUUUCCACACACAGGUUGUUUACAGGUGUUGCCCCCAUUCUGUCACUUCACCCUGCGGCUAUUUGCAUUUAUUUAAAAUAAACAUCAGACGUGAA